CCGCUGUAUGACCGGAGCGCGCUCAGUCCCGCUGUAUGACCGGAGCGCGCACACUCCCCGGUACGGAGCAGCUUUCCCCCUUUUAUUCGGUACCGGGUCUCCCGUGUGUAUAUGUAGCCGGUAACAGGAGCUCUCAGCGGCACUCUGCGGUCGCCUUUGCGCCAUGGAGGACUGCUGCUCCCCGGAAAGCGAGAGGAUGGAAGCGUGGCUGGACGACCACCUGGAGUUCUCGCACUCCUACUUUAUCAGGAAGGCGUCAAGGGAGAUGGUGAACGCCUGGUUCUCUGAGCGAGUUCACUCCAUCCAGCAGUCUUCCUGCAAAGAGAAUCCUCCACAGCAGCACUCCGGCCCCCCCUCUGCCUCCACCAUUCUCCCACCUACACUCCAGGACAGCCGCUGCCCGUCCCCCAUCCCCAGCCCGGCCCCUGGCACCCCCACCCGCAAGAUAUCAGCGUCAGAGUUCGACCGCCCGCUCAGACCCAUCGUGGUGAAAGACGCCGAGGGCUCUCUGACGUUCCUGAGCGACGCCGACCGGGAGACGGUCCCUCUGCGCGGCUCUGUGAUGGGCGAGGGGGGUAUCGGUGGGGGGGGCAGCGGGGCAGGAAGUGACCGCUGCGCCAGGCUGCUGGAGCUGGUGAUGGACGUGUCCAGUCAUCUGGACGUGACAGCACUCUGUCACAAGAUCUUCCUCCACAUCAACGAGCUGAUCGCUGCAGACCGCUACUCCCUGUUUCUGGUGGGCGAGGACAGCUCCAACAGGAAGUUCCUGGUCAGCCGUCUGUUCGAUGUGGCAGAGGGGUCCACGCUGGAGGAGUCCUCCAGCAGCUACAUCCGGCUGGAGUGGAACAAGGGCAUUGUGGGACAUGUAGCCGCCACCGGACAGCCGCUCAAUAUCAAGAAUGCUUACGAGGACCCUAGGUUUAAUGCUGAAGUGGACCUGAUCACAGGAUACAGAACCCAGAGUAUCCUGUGCCUUCCCAUAAAGAACCACAGAGACGAGGUAGUUGGAGUGGCUCAGGCGAUCAAUAAGAAAUGUGGGGAGGACAGUGCCUUCACUGAGCAGGAUGAGAGGGAUUUCUCAGCCUAUCUGGCCUUUUCAGGCAUCGUCCUGCACAACGCCCAGCUCUACGAGACCUCUCAGCUGGAAAACAGACGCAAUCAGGUGCUGUUAGACCUGGCCAGUCUGAUCUUUGAGGAGCAGCAGUGUCUGGAGGUUCUGCUGAGGAAGAUCGCAGGAACCAUCCUGUCCUUCAUGCAGGCCCAGGCCUGUACCGUGUUCACCACUGAGGACGAGUCCAUGAACUCCUUCUCCAGUGUCUUUCACAUGGAAUAUGAGGAGCUGCGGGAAGUCCUCGACCCCCCCAAAAGGGACUGUGAUGUCAGUCAGAUUAACUACAUGUACGCGCAGUGUGUUAAAAACACCAUGCAGCCUCUCAACAUCGCAGACGUGACCAAGGACCAACGCUUCCCUUGGACAAGGGAAGAUCCAGAUCUCAGCAGCAACCAGAUCAAGAGUUUGCUCUGCACUCCCAUCAGGAACGGCAAGAAGGAUAAAGUCAUAGGUGUGUGUCAGCUGGUGAACAAGAUGGAUGAAGCUUCAGGCAGUGUGAAGGCCUUCAACAGGAACGAUGAGCAGUUCCUGGAGGCCUUCGCCAUCUUCUGUGGUCUAGGAAUUCAGAACACACAGAUGUACGAGACAGUGGAGAGAGCCAGGGCCAAGCAGCAGGUCACUCUGGAGGUGUUGUCAUAUCACGCCUCUGCCGCAGAGGAAGAGACGCGGGAACUCCAGGUAACCGCGGUAGCCACUGUGCCGUCCGCCCAGUCGUUGCAUCUCAUGGACUUCAGCUUCAGUGACUUUGAUUUGUCAGACACAGAAACCACCAUGGCUACAAUCCGGAUGUUUGUCGACCUCAAUCUGGUCCAAAACUUCCAGAUGAAGUACACAAGUUUAUGCCAUUGGAUUCUGAGUGUGAAGAAGAACUACAGGAAGAAUGUGGCCUAUCACAACUGGAGACACGCCUUCAACACGGCCCAGACCAUGUUCACCCUGCUGAAGUCCGGACGCUUACAGAAUAAACUGAAUGACUUGGAGGUCUUGGCUUUGAUGAUUGCAACUCUAAGCCACGAUCUGGACCACAGAGGAGUCAACAACUCCUACAUACAGAGGAGCGAGCACCCUCUUGCCCAGCUGUACUGCCACUCCACCAUGGAGCACCACCACUUCGACCAGUGCCUGAUGAUCCUCAACAGCUCUGGAAACCAGAUCCUGAGCGCCCUCUCCCUGGACGAGUACAAGGCCACUCUGAAGAUGAUCGAGAGGGCUAUUCUGGCCACUGACCUGGCUCUGUACAUGAAAAGGCGUGGUGAAUUCUUUGAGCUCACCAAGAACAGCCAGUUUGUUUGGGAGAACGAACAUCACAGAGACUUACUGAGGUCAAUGCUGAUGACGGCGUGUGACAUCUCAGCCAUCACCAAGCCCUGGCCCGUGCAGAAGAGGGUUGCCGAGCUGGUAGCCACUGAGUUCUUCGAGCAGGGGGAUAAGGAGAGGCGGGAGCUGAACGUUGAACCCAUCGACCUGAUGAAUCGGGAGAAAAGAGAUAAGAUUCCCAGCAUGCAGGUGUCCUUCAUUGAUGCCAUCUGCACUCAGUUAUAUGAGACCUUGUCUGGCAUGUCGGAGUACUGCUCCCCGUUGUUGGAAGGAUGUCAGAAGAACAGGCAGCGUUGGAAGUGUUUGGCCGAGGAGUGUGAGAAGGGGCUGGGUAACGGCUUCAUGUGAUCCCAACACGAGUUUGAUUUUAAACCAACAUUAAUGUCCAUGGUUUUCCAUGUCCAACCUGGUCUCACAACAUUUCAUGAAAUGUGCAUGAUAUCUAAACGGACACAUAUGAGUCUGUGUGAAAAAAGGUUCAGUUCCCAACUUUUACCAAGAGUUUUUCUAAAUUAAGAAUAAUUCCAGUUACCUACAACUUUGAUCUUACUUUCAUAGGUUUGCCCACCCUUCCUAUUUGUGAUGAUAAGGUUGUACUCACUAAACCUUACAAUAAGACUAAGAGCCAGGGACAGCCAAGCUUUGAGUUGAAUGCUAACACAAGCAUGCUAGCAGAAGCACAAUGCUUUCAUGCUGACGUUUAGCGCAUAGUGUUGCUGUAAUGUUUAAUGUUUCCUUAUUAACAGCUAAUAAACAGCUGAUUAGCACUAAAGCUAAUUAUGAUGGGUAAGUCAUUUGUUUCUGAGCCUCUAGUCAUUAACUAAAGUAUUGCUUCAGGAAGCGGAUCACCAAAGUCAUUAGAAUUAGUGCUCUUUGAACAAUAAAUGUCUGUACUAAUUUCAUUGCAAUCCAUCUAGUAGAUACUGAGAUACUAAGUACUGGGGGCCGACUAUGGUUUUAAGGUUUUAAUGGUUUUGCAUAAUUUAAUAAAACACAAACAUCCUAGAAAACAACAGACCAACAGUGCAGGAAGAGGCAAAAAAAAAAACGUGGGCUUAUUUAAAGCCUCUACCUAAAUAAUGUUAAAAAUAACAAUUUUAUAUAAACACAAGAUCAAGAAACCAACAAUUGCUUAAAUUCAAUAAAAAUGUCAAACUUUAAGAUCAAUAUGUACUAUAGUUACAAUUUUAACAUAAUAACACUAUGAAACCGGGCAUCAUACAGGGGUCAAAGCAGCGAGGUACACUUCUGGAAGGUGUACCUCGCUGGAAGGCCUGCAACGGAUGGUGAAUGAACCUCUACAAGUCCAACACUUAGGGGUCCUCCAGGCUAAAGGUUCCUUUGCCACAUUAAGUUGGUGUGGUUAGCAGUCUGUGUUGUAGCUAACCGUGAGGCUAACAAAACUCCAUGUAAAGGAAUGAGUUUGGAUGAUCUGGCUAAACUUGUUUACAUCCCUCCGAUCAUCCCACAGCACAUUUCUGGCCCAGCCGGAUUCUGUACCCAGAUCUUAGCGAAAACUUUAGUGAGUACGUUACUAAAUCUGUGAAAGUAAGACCGAAUAAAACAUUAAACAAAUUGAUAAAGUAUCUUAAGCUAACUGUUAGCCUACUGUUUCACAAACAGGUAUGAUCCUUGUUCCAGAGGUCAUGCUCAUUUUAGGGAAACUUUGUGAGACUUGUCUUCCUGUCAUCACAUUAUUUCAUGGCCUUUUUUUAUUUUUGCACAGAGUGACUGUCAUGUUGAAGUCUCACUUACAUUAUCUCUCACAGUUAGUAUAUUUUAGGAAAACACUGAAUGGUGAUACAGAUCUCUGGGGAUCAGCACCAGUUUGGUGGAGACAGAUAUUGUACUGUAGACAUAUGUACAUAAUAUACAUUACAUAGUGUCACAAUAAUCUGAGAAACUUGUUAAGUCUGUCUUCAUUCACAGCACUACAAGGGUUUGAGUCUUUUGUAAUGUUUCACUCAUUGUCUUAACUAUUGUGUAUUUAUUUUUUGUUUUAUGUAUUUAUUAGUUUCUAUAUUGUAAGGUCAGUCUUUUGUCAACAGCACACAAUUCUUGAUAUAGUAAAAAGCAGUUUUCAUAUUUAAAAAAAACCUAUUUUUGAAGUACCUUUCUUAGGAACAACACGUUCGGGUGCCACUUGGAUGUGUACUGUUUUGUAUUGCUGUUUCAAAGAAAAGGCCUGUAAUUUCGAAAGGGAAAUGGGUCGACGUUUUCCACUGCCGUUAUGAUAGAAUAGGAGCAAUUCACAAUUCAAAGGAAUGUUUGUAUAUUUUUAGAAAUGGAAAGAUGGAGCAGCCGGACCAGACAGUGUUAUGAUUUACUAGUAUGACGUUUCUUGCAUAUCCACCAAAAAUAGAACAGAACUGAAAAUCAACCAAUAAGAUUGUGUCAUCUAGCCUGGGUACACUGUAUUGUAUAAACACAGUGUCCUAUCAAAUUGAAAUUAAUCUUAUUAAAGCUUGUCUUCAAUUGAUAUAUAAGAAAUGUAACACACUUUAAAGACUGGCCAAGAGUUCAGCCCGGGUUAAUUAAAGGUCCCAUGACAUGGCCAUUU
This is a messenger RNA of Trematomus bernacchii (emerald rockcod), 4988 nucleotides long. It is a transcript of the gene pde5ab, whose product is annotated as phosphodiesterase 5A, cGMP-specific, b. Gene Ontology annotation, biological process: signal transduction. Gene Ontology annotation, molecular function: 3',5'-cyclic-GMP phosphodiesterase activity; protein binding. NCBI's taxonomy places the organism in Eukaryota, Metazoa, Chordata, Actinopteri, Perciformes, Nototheniidae. The record is from RefSeq and is a predicted model, not a curated record.